CUUUAGGCAGAGAAUGGGAGCCAGAUCCCUGCCAGCUGGCGGCCCAGGUGCCACCGGGCCUGUGUCACCAGAUGGACCGAGAGUGGGUGGGGCUGAUGUCACCGUCUGCCAGAGUGCUCCUCCCAGGGACCUGGCCUGGCACCCGGGGCUUAUCGGUCGGGCACAGGGCCUCUGCUUAUCCGGGGCAGCUGCCAGUCCACUGGGGCGGGACAGGUCAGUCAUGUCAUCUGAACCUCCGUCAGCAGCACAGUCCCCAUCCCACCAGGCCUCAGUUGGGCUGCUGGAUCCCCAGCAGGGCCGUGAACGCUCCCCGUCCCCCCUGCGGGCCAACGUGGUCCCCAGUCCGCUGCCCACCCGCCGCACCAGGACCUUCUCUGCGACAGUGCGGGCGUCCCAGGGCCCCGUGUACAAGGGCGUCUGCAAGUGCUUCUGCCGUUCCAAGGGCCACGGCUUCAUCACGCCGGCCGACGGUGGCCCUGACAUCUUCCUGCACAUCUCCGAUGUGGAAGGCGAGUACGUGCCUGUGGAAGGUGAUGAGGUGACCUACAAGAUGUGCUCCAUCCCACCGAAGAAUGAGAAGCUGCAGGCCGUGGAAGUCGUCAUCACCCACCUGGCGCCGGGCACCAAGCAUGAGACCUGGUCGGGCCACGUGGUCAGCUCCUAGGAGCCCAGCACCCCCAGACCCAGGGCGGGUGGGCGGGUGUGCGGGGUGGUGACACCGGGACUGAUGGUCCCCCCCCCCAAGACAUUAAAGGCAUCUGAAGAGCAAAA
Erinaceus europaeus (western European hedgehog) is the source of this 771-nucleotide messenger RNA. RefSeq names its product calcium regulated heat stable protein 1 (gene CARHSP1). Gene Ontology annotation, biological process: regulation of mRNA stability. The record is from RefSeq and is a predicted model, not a curated record. The coding region runs from base 14 to 664 and encodes 216 amino acids. NCBI's taxonomy places the organism in Eukaryota, Metazoa, Chordata, Mammalia, Eulipotyphla, Erinaceidae. The transcript has 4 exons. Gene Ontology annotation, molecular function: mRNA 3'-UTR binding. Gene Ontology annotation, cellular component: cytoplasm.